Metarhizium album ARSEF 1941 is the source of this 420-nucleotide messenger RNA. Its product is annotated as 60S ribosomal protein L23. Gene Ontology annotation, molecular function: structural constituent of ribosome; large ribosomal subunit rRNA binding. NCBI's taxonomy places the organism in Eukaryota, Fungi, Ascomycota, Sordariomycetes, Hypocreales, Clavicipitaceae. The record is from RefSeq and is a predicted model, not a curated record. The transcript has 5 exons. Gene Ontology annotation, cellular component: ribosome; cytosolic large ribosomal subunit. The coding region runs from base 1 to 420 and encodes 139 amino acids. Gene Ontology annotation, biological process: translation.
AUGGCCAAGAUUUCACGUGGUGCCCCUGGUGGCAAGCUCAAGAUGACCCUGGGUCUCCCAGUCGGCGCCGUCAUGAACUGCGCCGACAACUCGGGCGCCCGAAACCUCUACAUCAUCUCGGUCAAGGGCAUCGGCGCCCGCCUGAACCGACUCCCCGCCGGCGGCGUCGGCGACAUGGUCAUGGCCACCGUCAAGAAGGGAAAGCCCGAGCUUCGAAAGAAGGUCCACCCCGCCGUCAUCGUCCGACAGUCCAAGCCCUGGAAGCGAUUCGACGGUGUCUUCCUGUACUUUGAGGACAAUGCUGGUGUUAUCGUCAACCCCAAGGGCGAGAUGAAGGGCUCCGCCAUCACCGGCCCCGUCGGCAAGGAAGCCGCUGAGCUGUGGCCCCGUAUCGCCUCCAACUCGGGUGUCGUCAUGUAA